AUGGCCGGAGCUUUAUCAGAAUACGAGCUUCUUCGGCUGAGAAACAUAAAGAGGAACCAUGAAUUCAUGAAAAGUCUUGGACUUCCUGUUCCCGCAGUUCCCGCUGGUCUUCCAAGUCGUCCUCGCAAAACACCUGUUAAAAAACCGAAGGAGGUACCCAUUAGUCAAGAUGACGAAAGCUCAAGUGAAAGUGGUGAUGACAGCGACGAGGAUUGGGUUCCAGGAUCAGAAGAAGUUAGAAGACGAAAUAAAAUGAUAAAGAGAUUUAUCCCUGAUUUUAGACCAAAACCCCAAACCGUUCCUGUUCUGAAAAGAGAAAAGGAAACCAGCAAAUUGGUGGAGAACGAAGAAAACGCUUUCCUGAGCGCAUUUGAUGAGCUGGGUCAACUAGGCGAAGAAAUGGACUUCAUUUCAGAAGAAACUGUUGUGGUUACUGGUAAAAGAAGGGAAAGAAAGAAGACUGAAAAUAAACAUCUCGAGAAACGUAUUCAGUAUGCCACUCGUGGGAAAAAGCACUCUUAUUGUGAGCCUGAGGUUCCAGAUGAUGACCACUACAUUUUUAUCGCCUCUAAUGAACAGAGAGUUUUCCAAUUUCUUCAUUUUCACUCUUGGAACUUGAACCUUAUCGGUUUAUUAAACCUUGAAAUCAAUUUGUGUUUUUUUUAUUGUUUAGUUUGUGAAGAGUGUCAAGACCUCCAUUUCGGUGAUUGUCCAGUGCAUGGCCCUUUGCAGGUUAUAAAUGACAAGAUUAUGGAAGGAUAUUCUAAUUUGUCAUCCGCAGUGGCUUCACUACCGCCAGUUCUUAAAAUAAGCCCGUCAUCUAUUCCUGGAGCUGGUUUAGGCGUUUUCAGUACAUCUGAGAUUCCAAAAGGAGUACGAUUCGGUCCCUAUAAAGGAAAAAAGAGAGGAUGGGAGCACAUCUCAGACGAAACAAAUACGAGUUACAUGUGGGAGAUUGUGAAAGAUGGCAAGUUCAGUCAUUUCUUAGAUGGUCAAGAUGAAAGCCAUAGCAACUGGAUGCGGUUUGUAAAUUGCUCUCGAUGUGAAGACGAGCAGAACUUGGUUGCUUAUCAGUAUAGAGGCGAGAUUUACUACCGUACUUACAAGCCAGUAACUCCAGGGAAAGAGCUACUGGUGUGGUACGGAGAGAGCUACGCCCAAGAUUUAGGAAUAGCCCCCUGUGAUAAUCAGGACCACAGUAUUUCAAUAGGUGUUGGCUACACCUGCGAGGGCUGUGAAAGGAUGUACACUUCCUUAAACUUUUUACAGAGACACAAGAGAUACUACUGUUCAUCCAGAACAAUUGCAAAAAUCUGGGAAUGUAAACUCUGUAGGAAAAAAUUCACAUCGUUAUAUGAUUUUAACAGCCAUACUAGUACUCAUGCAGAUGAAAAGCAGUGUCAGUCUAAACGAUGCAACAAGACGUUGACUCAGUCUACCCAUCGGAAUAAGAUCUUCCGUACUCAUGCAAUUGAAAAGUCAUAUCAGUGUGCACAAUGUAACAAGGCAUUUAACCACUCUAUUGAUCUGACCAGGCACCUCGGUACUCACACAGGUGAAAACCCAUAUCAGUGUCCACAAUAUAACAAGGCGUUUAACGUGGCUGGUGUUCUGACCAAGCACAUCCGUAUUCACACAGGUGAAAAGCCAUAUCAGUGUCCACAAUGUAACAAGGCGUUUAACCAGGCUAGUCAUCUGACCACGCACCUCCGUACUCACACAGGUGAAAAGCCAUAUCAGUGUCCACAAUGUAACAAGGCGUUUAACCAGGCUAGUCAUCUGACCACGCACCUCCGUACUCACACAGGUGAAAAGCCAUAUCAGUGUCCACAAUGUAACAAGGCGUUUAACCAGGCUAGUACUCUGACCACGCACCUCCGUACUCACACAGGUGAAAAGCCAUAUCAGUGUCCACAAUGUAACAAGACGUUUAACCAGGCUAGUCAUUUGACCAAGCACCUCCGUACUCACACAGGUGAAAAGCCAUAUCAGUGUCCACAAUGUAACAAGGCGUUUAACCGGGCUAGUACUCUGACCACGCACCUCCGUACUCACACAGGUGAAAAGCCAUAUCAGUGUCCACAAUGUAACAAGGCGUUUAACGUGUCUGGUACUCUGACCAAGCACCUCCGUACUCACACAGGUGAAAAGCCAUUUCAGUGUCCACAAUGUAACGAGGCGUUUAGCCACUCCAGUAGUCUAUUCACGCACCUUCGUAGUCAUAGGUGUAGGUGACUUACCAUAUAAUUUUUUUCUCCAAAAAAAUGUUUUGUGUGUGGUUUAUUCUUAGACGAGACGUAUGUAUGAUAUGGUACUACAAGAGUAUUAAAAGUAUGUAGUCUCCAAAUAUUCUGCCCGACUAAAACUACUCAACUUCUUUGGCUUAGUUUAGCUUGAUUGUACCAAGUUAGUUGACCGAAGUACUUUUUAUUAAAGUA
Messenger RNA from Orbicella faveolata, 2438 nucleotides. RefSeq lists its product as uncharacterized. The record is from RefSeq and is a predicted model, not a curated record. NCBI's taxonomy places the organism in Eukaryota, Metazoa, Cnidaria, Anthozoa, Scleractinia, Merulinidae. Gene Ontology annotation, molecular function: protein binding; DNA-binding transcription factor activity, RNA polymerase II-specific; RNA polymerase II cis-regulatory region sequence-specific DNA binding. Gene Ontology annotation, biological process: regulation of DNA-templated transcription.